This is a messenger RNA of Oppiella nova, 693 nucleotides long. The record is from the annotation of a GenBank genome assembly. NCBI's taxonomy places the organism in Eukaryota, Metazoa, Arthropoda, Arachnida, Sarcoptiformes, Oppiidae.
AUGGGCUUAAAUGUGAGUUCAUUAAACAAUUUGAAGCAAAACCAAUAUCUCACAAAAUUCGUGUCCAAUGAACACAUGUCAACUGAUCCGUCAAAUCAUGACUUCUGGGAUCAGUUGCUGUCCUUUGCUUUCGACAAUUUGCCACAAAUCUGUAAUGACCAAAAGUUUGUCGACGAAAACAUAAGUCCAUUGCUUUCGAGUUUAGUUGAAAACAACUUGAGUUCACAUAAUAUCGGAUCAAUUGUUCGCAUCGUUAUCGACAAGACAUCCAAAUUGAAAGAAGGGAAGAGCGACGAGCAGAGUUAUAAUCUGAUUGUAUGGCAAACAUAUAACUCCCUCUUCAUCCUGCGGUCGGCCGCCAAGUAUUUGAUCGAAACGCUCACUGAAGACAAUAUCAUUCGUCACUUCACAGCCAAAGUGGACACGAAUGAGAAAAAAACCGAAGAGUCGGGUCUUGUAAUGAUUGAACAGCUGUUGAUUACAUUGAUUGAAAUUUUAGUCGAUAUUCCUUUGAGUGAUAUGACAUAUAACCUGCACUUGGAGGCCAUCAAUGGUCUACUGGUGCUGUUGUCGACUCAGAUGUAUUCCGCCCGACCGGCCAACAAGUCGUCGAUCUAUCGACUAGUGNUGUCAAUAAUGUCGGCGAUAAAGACAUCGCAAAACCAUCCACGAAAUGAUCGCUACUUUCACUGA